GCGAUCGCCGGCGUCGCGCGCUGCCAUCAAUCCAUUUGUGCGCCGGCUCCGCACAUGGCAUCAUCAGCGGGCAAGAGGCCGUUUUCCCGCGGUCGGACGGACGGACAUGAUGAUGACCGUGACGGGGUUACAGUGAGGAGAAGGCCCGCGGAACGCUCCGGCGAGGACGUGGACAUCAUCCUGGCUCGUCUGAAGAACGUGAAGGCCUUCGAGAAGUUCCAUCCCAACCUCCUGCAGCAGAUCUGCCUGUGUGGAUUCUAUGAAUGCCUGGAGAAGGGCAUCACCCUGUAUCGCCAAGGGGACAUCGGCACAAGCUGGUAUGCCGUCCUCUCCGGCUCGCUUGACGUCAAGGUGUCUGAGACGGCCAACCAUCAGGAUGCGGUCACCAUCUGCACCUUGGGCAUCGGCACAGCGUUCGGGGAGUCCAUCCUGGACAACACCCCGAGGCACGCCACCAUCGUGACCCGCGAGUUCUGUGAGCUGCUGCGCAUCGAGCAGAGGGAGUUCAAGUCUCUGUGGGAGAAGUACCGUCAGUGCAUGGCUGGACUGCUGGCCCCGCCGUACGGUGUCAUGGAAAGCGGACCCAACAACGACAGAUUGCCGGACAAAGAUAAUUUGAGCAGCAAUGCAUUAGGUUCCCUCUCCAAAAAUCUGAACAAGAUUCCAUCAGAAAAGAUCCUGCGGGCGGGAAAGGUCUUGCGCUCUGCUAUCCUCUCCAGGGCGUCGCACAUGAUCAGGGACAGGAAAUACCACCUGAAGACGUACAGGCAGUGCUGUGUGGGCACGGAGCUGGUGGACUGGCUGACUCAGCAGAGCUCCUGCGUCCACUCGCGGACGCAGGCUGUGGGCAUGUGGCAGGCGCUGCUGGAGGAGGGCGUGCUCAACCACGCGGAUCAGGAGCUCCACUUCCAGGACAAGUACCUUUUCUACCGUUUCCUUGACGACGAGCAGGAGGAUGCGCCCCCACCCACCGAGGAAGAGAAGAAGGAGAGCGACGAGGAGCUGCAGGACACCCUCCUCUUCCUCUCCCAGAUCGGGCCUGACGCCCACAUGCGCGUGAUCCUCAGGAAGUCGCCAGGCCAGAGGACGGUGGACGAUUUAGAAAUCGUGUACGAAGAGCUUCUCCACAUUAAGGCCUUAUCUCACCUCUCCACCACUGUCAAACGGGAACUGGCCGGCGUGCUGAUUUUUGAGUCCCACGCCAAAGCUGGAACAGUGCUGUUUAAUCAGGGAGAAGAAGGGACGUCAUGGUACAUCAUCUUAAAGGGCUCCGUAAAUGUCGUCAUCUAUGGCAAGGGCGUCGUGUGCACGCUGCACGAGGGCGACGACUUCGGGAAGCUGGCCCUGGUGAACGACGCGCCGCGGGCCGCCUCCAUCGUCCUGCGAGAGGACAACUGCCACUUCCUACGUGUGGACAAGGAAGACUUUAACCGCAUCCUCAGGGACGUGGAAGCCAACACGGUGCGCCUCAAAGAACACCAGCAGGAUGUGCUAGUCCUGGAAAAAAGCCCCAGCAGCGGCCGAACCUCCAACCACAGUGGCGCAUCGACGCACUACAAGUACACCGUGAUGUCGGGCACUCCGGAGAAAAUCCUGGAGCACUUCCUGGAAACCAUGCGCCUGGAUUCGCACUUCCCCGACGCAGACCCGGCCCUGGACGACUUCGUGCUCAUGCACUGUGUCUUCCUCCCCAACGGCCAGCUGUGCCCGAUGCUCAUGGCUCAUUACCAUGCCCAGGGCUCUCAGGGCUCCGAGCAGGAGAAGCUGGACUACGCCCUCAGCAACAAGCGUAGGGUCAUCCGCCUAGUGCUGCACUGGGCCUCGCUCUACGGAGAUCACCUUCAGGAGGAGGAGGCCUCGUUGGCCUUCCUUGAGGAGUUCUACGUGACUGUGUCCGACGACUCCAGGCUCAUCUCUGCGCUCAAGGAGGACCUCCCGGAACUGGAAAAGAUUGUGAAGCACAACUCAGAUGAUGCAAAAUCUUCUCAAAAAAAGCACAAAGUCCUGCUGCGUCAGUUCAGUAUGGGGGACGAGCGGCUGCAGAAGCGCCAACCCAUCCGGAGCAACGAUGAGAUCCUGUUCAAGGUGUAUUGCUCGGACCACACUUACACUACCAUCCGUGUGCCGGUGGCCGCUCCCGUCCGGGAGGUCAUCGCCGCCGCCGCCGACAAGCUGGGGUCGGCGGAGGACCUGCUCCUGGUCAGCCUCAGCUCGGCCGGAGACAAGGUGGUGCUGAAGCCCAACGACGUUUCGGUUUUCUCCACGCUCGGUAUCAACGGGCGCCUGUUUGUGUGCCCCAGGAACCAGCUGGACUCGCUGACGGCUCUUCCAGAGCAGGAGGGUCCCACUGCUGCAUCCUUUGGGACCUUUGAGCUCAUGAGCUCCAAAGACCUGGCCUACCAGAUGACUGUCUACGACUGGGAGCUCUUCCACUGCGUUCACGAGCACGAGCUCGUAUACCACACGUUCGGACGGCAGACCUUCAGGAAGACCACGGCCAACCUGGACCUCUUCCUGAGGAGGUUCAAUGAAGUGCAGUUGUGGGUGAUCACCGAAGUCUGCCUGUGCAACCAGCUGGGCAAGCGAGUGCAGCUCCUCAAGAAGUUCAUCAAGAUCGCGGCCCACUGCAAGGAGUACAAGAACCUCAACUCGUUCUUUGCCAUCAUCAUGGGGAUGAGCAACCCGGCGGUGAGCAGACUGAGCCAGACGUGGGAGAAACUCCCCAGCAAGUUCAAGAAGUUCUACGGGGAGUUCGAAAGCUUGAUGGACCCUUCCAGAAACCACCGGGCGUACAGGUUGACCGUGGCAAAGCUGGACCCCCCCAUCAUCCCCUUCAUGCCCCUGCUCAUCAAGGAUAUGACUUUCACUCAUGAAGGCAACAAAACUUUCAUUGACAACAUGGUAAAUUUUGAAAAAAUGCGGAUGAUUGCCAACACCGUGCGGAUAGUGAGAUACUGCCGCAGCCAACCAUUCAGCCCAGAUCCAUCAUUGGCCAACAAAAACCACCAGGAUGUGCGGAGCUACGUGCGGCAGCUGAGCGUGAUCGACAAUCAGAGGACCCUGUCGCAGCUCUCGCACAAGCUGGAGCCUCGCAGAACCUGAGCCCUGAUGCCAGCGAGGAGCCACAGCCGCCUGGUCCCCCAUUCGUGUCCUGAUUUACCAUCACAACGUCACUCUGCUUGGUAUGCCACAUGCCCUCUCCACCCUCUAUCCACGGAUCCGAGCUCUCGUCAUCGCAAUCUGCAGGCCGGGGGUGACCGCCCUCGUAGAGCCGUUGUCGACUCGCGACGUCCCAACCGUCUGCGUUCAUCUGAAUUUUUCUCAGUUCUAUAUUUUCCAUUUAAUUAUUGUUUUUUUCUUGGUUUUUACUUUAAUUCCUAUUUUGCCCUAACUCUUCUUUUCUGCCAACACACAUUAGUCUCCAGAGAUGUUCUGCACUUCCCUUUGGAUUCUAACGUAUUCUUGUUGAAAGUUAUAAACAGUUAUGAAUAAAGAAAAACUCUGAGCUUGCAAGCAGCGUUCACAUCGUGUCAAAGCUACAUGAUUGCACAGAACUGUUUCCCAUCCUGCAGUUUUAGACGUUAAAUAACAAAUUCUCUCAAUGGAUUACAAACAGUUUAAAAGGCAGUUAUGUAGUAUUAUAGAGAUUUGUGUUUUAUUAAAGGACUGUCAAAGAGUUACUAAUAGAGUGCAAAUAUCAUCAUGUUUAAAAUCGUGAUAUGCUGUGGACAUUUAAAACUAGGUCCUUGUUCUUCGUAUCUCACAACAGGAUAAAGUCCAUGGUUUGUUUUUAUUUUUCGUACUGCUGUAUGGUUUCAGCAUUCAAUUUGGUUAUUUUUUGUAAAGUUAAUUAUGAAUGUUUUGUUUUGUGUGACCAUUAACAAGCGGUUCAAGAUGACUGUAUUACCUUUAACCUGAGCAUGCCGCAAAGUUUAAUAGUAGAGCAGGAAAAAAACAGUUAAACGGAGUGUGUAAUGUACCUACCGACUGCAGACUUUGUAUUUAUGUGUAUUCUGUAAAUAUCGCAUUAAAUGUAUUUGUAAAAAAAUAAUUCUGUUGUUACAAUUGAAUUGUAAAGAUUCAGUCUUCCUUUACUUUCGUUCGGAAGGAAAAUGCUUCAAAGGAAAUGGAUUUGUUUAUGUUUUCUGCUUUCCCUUUUCUACUGAGUUGUAGAUUUUUAAAUGUAUUUCAGUAAAUCACA
Molecule: messenger RNA, 4201 nt
Organism: Scleropages formosus (Asian bonytongue)
Lineage: Eukaryota; Metazoa; Chordata; Actinopteri; Osteoglossiformes; Osteoglossidae
Product: rap guanine nucleotide exchange factor 4-like
Exons: 30
Coding region: 55-3102 (1015 amino acids)
Biological process (GO): Ras protein signal transduction
Cellular component (GO): plasma membrane
Molecular function (GO): guanyl-nucleotide exchange factor activity
Source: RefSeq, a predicted model, not a curated record